UUAAAAAUUUCUGAUUUUAUUUUAGGUUAUUAUUUAAUUCUUUUAUUUGCUAUAUUUAUUCAAAUGGAGUCAGCAAGAAGUGGAUUUCUUUCUCCUGAACAACAAAUUGAAUCCUCUGUUUCAAUAAGCUUAUCUACUCCACUUAAAGAAAAUUUGAAUGACACAACAGACACUGCCCACUUUCCAACUGAAGACUUGCCCGAUUUGGACGAAAAUGGUUUACUUGAUUGGUCAGACAAAAAACUUGUUAAAUCCCUGCCUAGAGAAAAGUGUGCUGAAUUGAUUAAAUUGAAGAGAAAUAUUUUGAGGUUGAAUGUUUCUAGAAACUCAUUGAGGUCUAUUGAUUGUGCUCUUCUUCCAUUGGAAAAAUGCUUUGAGAUUGACGCCUCCCAAAACGAGCUUACCCAACUCCAACAAUUUCUUCAAUUAAUCCAAACUCUCAAGAAACUAAAUUUGGCGGACAACCGAAUGAAUUCUCUUGGAUGCCUUGACACUUUUAAUCUUCCCAAACUUGAUCAACUUCACAAUCUAUCAACUCUAAUAUUAAAUUGCAAUCGACUCAGGGCAAUUCCAAAUUUAUCCAAACUUGAGGCCUUAACUGAAUUGGGAUUACAUGGGAAUUUGAUUCGUUCUUUUGAAAAUAUUCAUACACUUAUUCCGUCUCAAAAUCUUCGUAUUCUUGAUUUGGGUGGCAAUUUGAUAUCAGAUUUGUGUGAAAUUAAUUAUUUACGAGGAUUUACUUAUUUGGAAUCCCUGACUGUUUUAGGGAACAAUUUUGCCUCUCCAGAUGGAUGUAAAUUUUCUUAUCGACCUUUUGUGUAUUCCUGUAUACUUGGAGAAUUGAAAAUUUUGGAUGGCGUUUGUUUAAGCGAAGGGGAAGUUCUUAAAGGGGAAUGGCUUCACUCAAACAGGAAAACGCGUUCCUUCCGUCCUGGAAGUGGUUCACACGCUCAACUUUGUGCCUUUUUAUUGCUGGAAUGUCCUCUUGUUUCGAAGGAAUUGCCUAUUGAAGGAGUUAACGAUGAUAGAUUGAAAAAGAUAAUUCAAAAACGUCGAGAAUACAAAGAUGUUCGUCUUCAUCAUCAUAGUACACCUUCACUAACAUAUGGAAAAAGACAACAAUUUAUGUCAACAACAGUCUCGCCUAUCAGUAGAUUUAAUACGACACCAAGGGGAGGAACAAUUUUAAAAAAUAUUAAUUUUUCUCCUCCAUCAUCUCCAAGAAAUAAAAAUUUAGAGGAAAAAACAACAAAAAAUUGGCGUGUUAAUACAGUUGUUAGUUCAAAUAAAGAACAACAAAAAUUGAUUGAUGAUUCUGCUAAUUUUACUCCAACAACAAUUUCUGUUGCUUUACCACAAACGCCUAAAACUGCAAGAAAAGAUGAAGAUUUGAAUAUUAAUGGAACUCAAUCAAGUCAACUCAAAACUACCUUUGAAACUAGUACUUUCGUUAAUGACACAAUUCCUCAACAACCGCAGCAACAACCUCCAAAAGAUUUCCCGCAAAUUGGAAUUCUUCGAAGUGCUUCAAUUCAUCCUUCUCCAAAUCCUCGUCCUUUUAAUAUUGUUCGAAAUGCAACAUUCUCUCAUCCAUCACCCAAACUUUCAAACAAUUUGAAGACUUCAGAGAAUAUUAAAGUGCCUCUUUUGGGUAAAGCGACAGAAAAGAAAAAGACCAAAGCUGUUGGCUGUUUCCGUUCCGUGUUAGCUCAAAAACUUCGUCGUCGCUCUACAGCUCCAAUGCAACAACCAACAACAACAAAUUCAGAACAAACACGUAAUCAAUUAUUACAAAAAAGAGUUGACAAAUUGAACGAACAAAAUAAUAUGCUUUUUGAAAUUGGCGAAGAAAAUGUUAAAACAUUGCAACAAUUAGCUGGGAGAUUGGAGCAAGUUGAAUCUGCUUUAACAACUCAAAUAAACCAAAACCGAACACUUUGUGAUUUACUUUUACCAACACCAACUCAUUUAACAACAAAAAAGAUGGAUGGAACUAAUAGUGUGCUUGUUAGUUGGGAAAAUAUAAUUCCAAUUUUGAAUGCUAUUGAUCAUUAUGAUGUUUUUGUGAAUGAAAAACAAGUGGGAAAAGUUGUGGCGCGAAAUAAGCGUUUGUUGAUUACUGACACAAAUUUGAAUGAAGAUAUGAGAGUAUCAGUACAAGCUUGCUUCUCCAAAUUGAAUAAUGCCCGUUCGCAAAAAGCCGAGAUUAUUUUACAUGCCACGGAAGAAGACGAAAAAGGAGAGGAAGACUCACCCGAUGGAAAGGAGAAUGAAAAGGAAAGAAUCUCCUGA
Molecule: messenger RNA, 2292 nt
Organism: Meloidogyne enterolobii
Lineage: Eukaryota; Metazoa; Nematoda; Chromadorea; Rhabditida; Meloidogynidae
Source: the annotation of a GenBank genome assembly